AUGGCGCCUUCAGUGGCUGGGCUCUUUCAAGCUAUCAAUCAUGACUACGCAAUCUGGACCAUCGCAGGCCUUUUGAUUCUCCUUGGGCUCUAUAAGUGGUCAACUGCAACCGACAUCCCAAAGAUCAAGGGCAUUCCAGAGAUUCCUGGUGCUCUCCCAAUCCUUGGACAUCUCCAGCAGCUGGGGCCCGACCAUGCCACGGUUUGCGAAGGGUGGUGGCGGAAAUAUCGACAAUCCGUCUUUCAAAUCCGUCUGGGAAACACAAGAGCGGUUGUUGUAAAUUCUUUCGAAGACGCCCGGCAGAUGCUCGUUGGCAAUCAAACCGCUGUUAUCGACAGACCAACAUUGUACACGUUCCAUGGCGUGAUCUCCACCACUCAAGGAUUCACAAUUGGGUCCAGCCCGUGGGACGCAUCCUGUAAGAACAAGCGAAAAGCUGCGGGACAGGCUCUCGGCCGCCCUGCGAUGAGGGGCUAUUUCGACAUGUUCGACCUGGAGUCCUAUUGCAUUGUGCGUGACCUCUUCCGCGACAGCAAGAAUGGUGAAGUUGAGAUAGGCGUGCGACCCUACAUUCAACGAUAUGCCUUGAAUACCACCCUGACCCUCUGUUAUGGCAUCCGAAUGGACAAUGUCUACGACGACAUGCUGAGAGAAAUCUUGCACGUGGGAUCGGCAAUCUCACUCCUGCGUUCGGCCUCGGAAAACUAUCAAGACUACGUGCCAAUUAUGCGUUACUUCCCCAACAACGAAAAGAUUCGUCGGUCAAAGGAGCUUCGUGAUCGUCGUGACCGCUACCUGAAUUUCCUCCUCAACAAGGUCCGAGACAUGAUUAAGAAAGGCACCGACAAGCCUUGUAUCAGCGCCGCUAUCUUGAAGGACGAAGAGACCAAGCUGACCGGCGUCGAAGUCUCGUCGAUUUGCCUCUCGCUUGUUUCGGGCGGCUUCGAAACAAUCCCGGGCACCCUGACUUCAUGCAUUGGCUCUCUUGCCACCAAGGAAGGUCAGAUCUUCCAAGAGCGCGCCUAUGAGGAUAUCAUGCGAUACUAUGCGGAUCCGGCGGCUGUUUGGUCAAACAGCUUUCAGGAGGAGAAGGUUCCGUAUGUGAAUGCUAUCAUCAAGGAAGCCGCUCGGUACUACACCGUCAGCGCCAUGUCCUUGCCCCGCAAGACGGUGACCGAAGUUGACUGGAAUGGGGCCAAAAUCCCAGCCAAGACGAUGAUCCUCAUCAACGCCCAAGCGGCGAACCACGAUGUUGACCAUUUUGGUCCGGAUGCUGCGGUAUUCAACCCAGAGAGAUGGCUGAACGACGAGUACGUGACGCGGCCGUCGUCCACGGCGCCUGAAGAAAAGCCCAGCCAGGGCAUCCAGCAUUUCUCCUUUGGCGCGGGGUCCCGAGCCUGCUCUGGCCAAUUCAUAGCCAGCCGCCUCUUGUACACUGCGCUGGUAAGGCUGCUGGUGUGCUACAAGAUCGUGGCCAGCGAGACAGAGCCUCCGAACACGGAUUACGUUGACUACAACCAGUUCAAGUCGGCGCUCGUGGCCAUUCCCAGAGAUUUCAAGGUCAAGCUCAUUCCCAGGUACGAUGAAAGCGUGAUCCAAGACGUCAUGGCUGCGGCGGCCGAACGAACAAAGGAUUACUACAGUGAGGAGAGCUGA
Fonsecaea multimorphosa CBS 102226 is the source of this 1656-nucleotide messenger RNA. RefSeq lists its product as uncharacterized. The coding region runs from base 1 to 1656 and encodes 551 amino acids. The transcript has 2 exons. Gene Ontology annotation, molecular function: iron ion binding; monooxygenase activity; oxidoreductase activity, acting on paired donors, with incorporation or reduction of molecular oxygen. The record is from RefSeq and is a predicted model, not a curated record. NCBI's taxonomy places the organism in Eukaryota, Fungi, Ascomycota, Eurotiomycetes, Chaetothyriales, Herpotrichiellaceae.